This is a messenger RNA of Phialemonium atrogriseum, 1115 nucleotides long. RefSeq lists its product as uncharacterized. Gene Ontology annotation, biological process: protein deubiquitination. The record is from RefSeq and is a predicted model, not a curated record. Gene Ontology annotation, molecular function: cysteine-type deubiquitinase activity. NCBI's taxonomy places the organism in Eukaryota, Fungi, Ascomycota, Sordariomycetes, Cephalothecales, Cephalothecaceae. Bases 1 to 1020 code for a protein of 339 amino acids. The transcript has a single exon.
AUGGAGGAGACCCUGGAGCAGCUGCAGUCGCGCCACAGGAAGGAGCAGCGGGACCUCCAGUCGCGCGUCACGAGCAAGAAGAAGAACGCGACCAAGAAGACGAGGAAGGGCGUCAACGACGAGUGCGCCGAGCUGGAGCGCCUGCUCAAGCAGAGGCAGCGAGACGAGCUGCUGCUGCUCCGGAGUCUGGACGACGGCGAAUCGGCGCCCCCGGACGCGGACGCCGCCGCCGAAGACGACAAGGACGAGGACGAGCCGGACGACGCCCCCGCCGACGGCAUCGCCGACGCACUGCGCUCCACAACGCUGACUGACCCGGCAACCCCCAGCAGGACGGAACCCUCGUCCCCCACAUCCCCGACCGCCUCCCAGCAGGCGCAGCCCCAUAAGAAGCGCAACCGCCAAAAGGAGCGCCUCGCCCGCCGGGCGGCCGAGGCCGAGGCCGCCGCCGCCGCCGCGUCGGCCGAGGCGGCGGGCAUGGAGGACCGGCGCGGCAACGAGGGCGCGCACAUGCGCGGCGAGUUCCGGCGCAUGGGCCUGUCGGAGCGCGAGGUGCUGCCCGACGGCCACUGCCUGUUCUCGGCGGUGGCGGACCAGCUGGGGCAGGUCGGGGUCGCGCUCUCGUCGUCGGCGGCGGCGGCCGGAGCCGGAGCCGGGGCGGGGGAGGAUGGGCAGAAGGAGCAGCCUUACAGGGUCGUGCGCCGGGCCGCGGCGGCGUAUAUGGAGGCGCAUGCGGAUGACUUUGCUGGGUUUGUGGAGGGGGAGGGGCUGAGGAGCUAUGUGGAGAAGAUUAGGGAUACGGCUGAGUGGGGUGGGCAGCUGGAGCUCGUGGCGUUGGCGGGCGCGUAUGGGGUCGACAUACAUGUUGUGCAGGACGGGAGCACCGAGGUCAUCACCCCGAAUGGGGCGGAUGGGGAGGGGGAGGGGGAGAGGAAGAAGAUUUGGCUGGCUUACUAUCGCCAUGGCUACGGCCUGGGGGAGCACUACAACUCUCUGCGGAAGACGGCACCGGCGACGUGAGGAAGAGUGUGUUUGAUUUAGCGGGAGGAGCAGGACUUGGACUGGGCCAAUUCUGCUAUUCUAUUAUUACUAUUAUUACUUGGCUUUCCGCGUGU